UUUGGUCGCUUAUUGGUCUCCGAAACAAGCAUAUAUAGUUGAUAAUUCGCAUCAGGUAAAGGUGCACAAAUUGCACAAAUGACACACAUGAUGGGUCCUACGGAAUGCGCCAGUGCCAUGGUGUCCACAAUGCCGUUCCUGGACAAUGGUCUAAAUGGAAAUCUGGCGGAUUAUGGCUGUUAUGCAAAUGACUAUUGGACAUCACCCUAUACGACCGGCGGACUUAGUCCCAUGAAACAAAUUGAAGCUUGCAUACAAACGGCUGGCAAGGAUCGAGCCUCUUACAAGCCACUUGAACAGAUCGACGCCAAGCUGGCGGACAUUGAUGCACAGAGCACAGGUAGCAAUACGAGCAGCACGAGCAGCAGUCAAUCCAGCAGCGCCGGCAACUGUCAGGAGCAGACGACGUCCGUCGUUCCUGAUUACCCUGGCAGCAGCAGCAGCAACAGCAACAACAACAACAACGAAGCGUUAAAGGGCACAACAGCAAUAACCACAGCAACGGGACCGGGAGCGGGAGCGGGAGCAGCAAUAGAAAGAAAGAAAUAUAAAAACAGCCAUAAAAAAGACAACAGCAACAUCACAACAAACAGCUCCUCAAACAGUAGCAACAACAACAAAAACAACAACAACAACAAAGGUGAACCGGAGCCAGUGCAUCCAACUCUAGCGCAGGCCAUUGUCGUAUUGGAAACGAAAGCGCUGUGGGAUCAGUUCCAUGCACAGGGCACCGAGAUGAUAAUUACGAAAACUGGUCGUCGCAUGUUUCCCACGUUUCAGGUGCGCAUCGGUGGCCUCGAUCCGCAUGCCACCUACAUAUGCAUGAUGGACUUUGUGCCAAUGGAUGAUAAGCGUUAUCGCUACGCGUUUCACAACUCCUGCUGGGUGGUGGCGGGUAAGGCGGACGCCAUAUCACCACCGCGGAUACAUGUGCAUCCGGACUCGCCAGCGGCCGGGGCCAAUUGGAUGAAGCAAAUAGUGUCCUUCGACAAGCUGAAGCUGACCAACAAUCAGCUGGAUGAGAAUGGCCAUAUCAUACUGAACUCCAUGCAUCGCUACCAGCCGCGCUUCCACUUGGUCUACUUGCCGCCAAAGAAUGCCUCGCUGGAUGAAAAUGAGCAUUCGAGUAACUUUCGCACGUUCAUAUUCCCGGAGACGAGUUUUACGGCCGUAACAGCAUACCAGAACCAGCGAGUGACACAACUAAAAAUAUCGAGCAAUCCGUUUGCCAAAGGAUUCCGAGAUGAUGGCACCAACGAUGUCACCAGUGGCAGCCUGGGCAUGUCCAGCAUGAGCCAUGAGAGUCAGGCACGCAUGAAACAGCAGCAGCAGCAGCAGCAGCAGCAACAACAGCAGCAGCAGCAACAGCAACAUCAACAGCAGCAACAGCAGCAGCAACUGCAGCAGCAGCAGCAGCAUUUAAAAUCAAAGGACAGAACGCUGAACAACAGCUUCAGCUUGUCCUGCACAGAGCUUCAGUGGCAACAACAGCAGCAGCGGCAGCAAUCUCAAUUGGCCAUGCAGCUGCCAGCCACGCCGUCGAGCAGCUCAACGUCGGGCAACUCGCCCGAUUUGUUGGCCUUUCAGCUAGAAGCGACGCCACUGCAACAGCAACAACAGCAGCAACAACAACAGCAGCAACUGCACCAGCAACAAUUGCAGCAGCAACAACCAGCUGCACAGCAAAUGCACCAGCAACAUCAUCAUCAGCAGCAGCAGCAGCCGCAACAGUCGCAACAGCCACAACAGCAGCAGCAGAGUCUUCACCAAAUAACCAACAACUAUGGAGCCAGCUAUCAUCAUCCUUAUCAGCAUCAUCAUCAGCACACAUCAACGCCACUGACACCACUCUCGGCCAGCUCAGCGUCACCACCAGCAGCGGGUGGUGGUGUUGGUGGUGCUGCCGCCGUUGCUGCCACCCAGGUAAUGGCAGCGGCAAAUAUCUACUCAAACAUUGGUCAGCCCUAUGCGGGGGAGCAGAGCAACUUUGGUGCGAUCUAUCAUCACAAUGCGGCACACUAUCACCAUGGCCAUGGAUAUGGCAGUCCCUACGACAAGCUCAAGGUAUCCACGGGUCACAUGCGACAGGCGGCGGCAGCUGCCGCAUACGGCAUGGGCAGCUAUCAGAGCUUUUAUGGCACAGCAGCGGCAGCACAUCAAAUGAUGCGACCCAACAGCUACAUCGAUUUGGGACCGCGCUGAUUGGCAGCGGGUCGCCACAUAAAGUAUUAUACACAUGUAGUUAGCUAGCUAGCGGCCUGAACUCAAGUAUUACAAGUAUUUUGAACUAUACCAAAAUUCAAUUGAAUUACAUUUUUUUUAUUUUUUUUUUGUAACUUUUAAGCGACAGUUUUGUGUCUAGUUAACAAUUAUGCCAAAAAAAAAAAAUGUAUCUUUUCUGUACACAAAUUGUAGUUUGUAACUAAAAUAUGUUCUUUUUUUUAACAAGU
Drosophila grimshawi is the source of this 2450-nucleotide messenger RNA. It is a transcript of the gene org-1, whose product is annotated as T-box transcription factor TBX5. The record is from RefSeq and is a predicted model, not a curated record. Gene Ontology annotation, biological process: cell fate specification; regulation of transcription by RNA polymerase II; positive regulation of DNA-templated transcription. Lineage: Eukaryota; Metazoa; Arthropoda; Insecta; Diptera; Drosophilidae. Gene Ontology annotation, molecular function: RNA polymerase II cis-regulatory region sequence-specific DNA binding; DNA-binding transcription factor activity, RNA polymerase II-specific. Gene Ontology annotation, cellular component: nucleus.